Messenger RNA from Cydia strobilella, 1828 nucleotides. RefSeq lists its product as uncharacterized. The coding region runs from base 323 to 1576 and encodes 417 amino acids. NCBI's taxonomy places the organism in Eukaryota, Metazoa, Arthropoda, Insecta, Lepidoptera, Tortricidae. The transcript has 2 exons. The record is from RefSeq and is a predicted model, not a curated record.
CCGUAACCUAUUUAAAAAACCACGAUACAAAUAAAUCAUACUUUAAAACUCAAAUAAAUCUCAAUUACAUAAUUGCAUAAUAAGUGCAUCGGUCGAGCGCCGAUAAACGUUUUUUUGCCAUAGGUAUCUAACGGUGCGCCCGGCCGACAUAGGUACUUAUCGCCAUAACUUAGCCGGCCUGCUUAUAGUAAACAACAUCGGAGUAAUUAGCAUUAAAUUCGUAAGAAAGUGUUUGUUUAUGUUCCCGGUUCAUUGUGCUGGUGUUUUUGGUGAAACAGAGUGUUGAUAGUGCUAAGAAGGUAAAUACUAAGUGCAAUUUAAGAUGGAUGAAGCCUUGUUUAAAGAGUUAACUAAGAAGAGGGGUCAUAUUAAGUCGCGAUUAACUAAAUUUUCAGGUUAUAUACGCGAGUUAGCCGAAAAAGUAUGGUGUGCGGCUCAGGUGACGGAACUGCAACUUCGGAUUGCUAAAUUAGAAUGUGUUUACAACACGUAUGACGAGAUUCAAACCAAGUUGGAGUAUAUGGCGGAGGAUGACGAGGCCCAAUUGAACGAGAGGUCUGAUUUCGAGGAUCUGUACUACUCGUCAGUCGCGGCGGCUAAGGAAUUAGUAACCAUGCAUACCAAGGUCGCGCCUAGCGAUGGGGUUUCCGACAAUAAUACACGGCGUCAUCCACAUGUAAAAUGUAAGUUACCUACCAUUACUUUACCCAAAUUUGGAGGCUCGUAUGAUACAUGGCUUGAGUUUCGCGACACAUUUGAUAGUUUGAUUAAUAAUGACGACUCCAUCGAUGAUGUAAACAAGUUUCAUUAUUUGCGGGCUUCAUUAGAAGGCAGUGCCGCGGUAAUUGUACAAUCAUUAGCAUUAUCUAGUAGUAACUAUAAAAUAGCUUGGCAAUUAUUAUGCGACAGAUACAACAAUAAGCGGUUAUUGGUGAAUAAUCAUAUCAAGGCCAUAUUUAAUAUAACCCCAAUUACCAAGGAGUCAUCGACAGCUAUUCGGCAUCUUAUUGACGCGAUAUGCAAAAAUAUACGUGCGUUAGCGACCCUUGAUGAACCAACCACCCAUUGGGACACAUUAUUAGUGUAUAUAAUAUGUCAAAAACUUGACAAUGUUACGAGACGAGAGUGGGAGGAGUUUGUGCCUAGUUGCGAAACAAUUACUUUCGAUGCUAUCAUACAUUUCCUCAGCGAUCGUGCGGAUCUAUUGGAAACCAUGGCGAUGGAUGGCCCCGAACGUCGCGCGUCCUGGCCGCUCGCCGCCGGCGCCGGCGCUGCCUCCGCGGCGCACGCGCGCUCCGCCGUGCAACGGGUAAAGGAAAAAUGUUUCGUAGGACUAGAUGAACGUGAAACCGAUACUGAGCGAACCAAAUGGAGGCAAGCCAAGGGUCAACUGGCUACCGAUACCAUGGUCGUCGUCAAAGAAGACAACCUGCCUCCAAUGAAAUGGAAGCUCGGCAGAAUAGUUAGCGUCAUCCCUGGAUCUGAUGGCAUCAAUCGCGUGGCCGACAUCAGGACGUCGUCUGGGAUCAUCCGUCGUGCGUUCAGCAAAAUAUGUCCACUGCCAGUCGAAAAUUAACUCUUCAGUUGAAAGACCAAGCUUUCAACGUGGGCGGGCAUGUUGUAACGAAACGCAAGGCUUCACCGGAGACUGCGGCGAGACGGGGGCGACCUCUGUUGAUGAUAUUCUCUCUAGCUAACGUUGUGACAUUGCAACUUUGAACUUGAAACAAGCAACAUAAUUUUCUAAUUUUUAUAUAUGUACUUGUGUGGCAGAAUACAGUACAUUUCUAUUUUUAAACAAUUUUUUAUUCUGCCUGGUCCUUCUACA